Messenger RNA from Nymphalis io (European peacock), 6189 nucleotides. RefSeq names its product mediator of RNA polymerase II transcription subunit 1 (gene MED1). The transcript is spliced from 13 exons. The record is from RefSeq and is a predicted model, not a curated record. NCBI's taxonomy places the organism in Eukaryota, Metazoa, Arthropoda, Insecta, Lepidoptera, Nymphalidae. Gene Ontology annotation, biological process: regulation of transcription by RNA polymerase II. Gene Ontology annotation, molecular function: transcription coregulator activity. Gene Ontology annotation, cellular component: mediator complex. The coding region runs from base 216 to 4988 and encodes 1590 amino acids.
CAUAGCUAAAAGUGAAGUUAGAUAUUAAAUAUAAAAAAUAACCAUAAAAAUCUACUCAAUAAUAAAAUUUACUUAAAAGGAUCAAUUUGAGUUUUGAAUAAAACAAAUAAAUCAUUUUUUAAAAUAGAAAUACUAAUAUUCAGAUAUAGUACUGCACGAGAACUUGUGUGUUAUCAGUUUGUGUUUGUUGUUAAAUUAGAUAAAGUUUUGCAAGAAUGACGGAUAAUAAAGCUUUAGUCAUGGCUAAUGCAAAUAGUAUGAUGGAUAAAUCUAAAGAACUUCAAAAAGAAAUCCUAAUGGAAAAGCUAAGAUCAAAAACGUCACAGUAUAAAAAUUUAAGUGAAACUUCUAAAGCUGUUCGCAUGGCUAUGCUGGAUAAGAGAUGGGCAGUCGACAGUGCUGAUCGUAUGAUACUACAAAAGUGUCUAGACAGCUUACAACAUUGUAUUAAAGUGAGCUCAUUACAGAGCCUAAUUGAAAGGCUUGAAUGCUUAUCGAGACAACUUGGAUUAAAAUUUGUAGUUGGAACAUCAGGUGUUAAUUUAUUUAUAUCAUCGGAUAUGUUUUAUUUGGAAAUACUUGUGGAAUCUUCAGGGUCAGUGAAAGAUGUCAAAAUACAUCACGAAGGAAAGAUAGAACAGCAAAGUUGUGAAGAAUUGGUUCAAUGUAUAUCUCGGGGAGACUUUGCCGAUUUCACAGCUCAACUAGAAGGCCUCACAGCAGUAUAUCAAUUGAAUGCUGAAAAGAAAGUAAAAUGUAAAGCAUUUAGUGCACUUCAAAGCUUAGAAGAAGAUUUGUGUUCAUUAAGACAAUUACAGAGUUUUAUUAAAGAACCUUGGGCGCAAGUACACAAAAGUCCAAUAGGAUUUCUACAAAAGAGAAGAGGAGGUCAUGCAAUGCGUCUUACAUAUUUCGUAUCUCCGUACGAAUUACUGGACAAGGACAAAGGGUUACAACCAUUAACAGUAGAGUUGUUAACAUUGGGAAAGCAAUCAAAUUCUAGUGGACUUGCUUCCCUCGUGGCUGUCUCACACACGCCAAUAGGACAAUCUGCAACAGUACUAUUGGAGGGAUCUGCGGCCAACAAACUUCAACUUUCGCCAAUUAUUUCCGGCGGACAGAGACCAGGGAAAGGAAGUGGCCCAGUAUACGCCCCGUUAGUACCCCAAAAUAGUGCAAUGCUGCCAGCUUGCUUCACACUCAAAUUAUCACAGCCGACGCCGUUAUGCUCUGGACUCGCUAAACUUAUUCAUGCUACGACAGAGGUUGAAGUUGCAGGAGAUUGGGCAAAUGCUAAACCCAUGUUAGGUCUAGUGGCUCAGCAGUCUUACAACAAGUUAGCACCAGGCAAGAUAAUAGAAUUGAACCUGAGCAAGGGCUUGUUUGUUAGCCUGCCGGAGCAGUGGCAGUGCUACUUCCUGUGCGAGACGCGCGCGCUGGAGGGCUGCGUGGUGAGCAGCGUGCCCUUCACGCACCCGUCGCACGUGCCGCCGCUGCUCGCCGCGCUCCGCCAGCAGGCGCUGUUCAACGCGCUCGUCGCCAGCUGCGUGCGCCUGCAGACCAAGCAGGUAAUGGAACUCGAAAGUGUUCUAAUGUUCGAAGUGAGUGCGUUAUCGUGGCAACACAUAUCUAUCUCACUGGAACAUCCACUGGACGAGAGCAUGGCCACCGUGGAACUGGAGUUGUCCGACCCGGCGGCACCUCGCGCGUCGGUCUACACGCUCAAUUCGCCUCCGCGAGACCACAUAGACGACUACAUCACGAAAGUGCUACAAAAGAGUCAUUCGAUUCCCAUCACCCUCAGAUCGCUGAUCAAAAUCUGGGAGAGAGAGGCCGCGAGUCGAAGCAGCUACUCCGCUUUGGAGUCAAAUUUUAGCUGUGGCCUGGGGGGCAUCGAUCCAGGGGGUGACGUAAAGCACGAGCCCGGGACUAUGCAUGGCCGCGCCCUCUACCCCACCAACGUGAGCCAUCCCCACCAGGGAGGUACUUAUCUCUCCGAACAGCAACAUCAUCUGUCUAUGAUGUGCCAGGAUUCUAAUACUAACGAAUCAAAAACCCAAAUAACAGAAGAUCGUAAGUCCAAAAAGCGUAAAUCGGAUACGACCAUUUGGCCUUCUAAUCAAAAAAAGGGUAAACCGGGAAUGAACGAUAUGAUGGAUUCCGAUAGUGAAAGUGAUAACUCGGAAGCUUUUGGUAAUGAUGAUAACACAAUGAAUAGUAAUUCAACAAACGAUGAUAUAGAGGGUCGGGAAUCGUCAGUGUCUCAAAACGAAUUUGCGUCAGACUUAGAGCUUUCCGGCAUGGAUGCGACAGAUGCCAUCGGUGGGCAAGAUAACAGAACAUCAUCUGAUAUGGAUAAUUCCAAUGAUGGAGAUGUUGAAGACAUAAUCAGGAAUUCUUUUCACAAGUCUGAGCACAAAAGGCAAAAGCUGAAAAACAAGGAGGAUUCGCGAAGUGGUAGAAGUACAUCUUCAUUACUUCUAGACCUCACAGACGGAAAGUCAUACAUGCCUUCUUCUGUAAGCAUAACUCCUAUAGGAUCAAGCUCUUCCAAUCCAGCGAGUUCUGGAUCUGGAUCAAACAUCUCAUCGAUGUUAUGCCUCGACCGUAGACCAGGCAUAGAAAUUAUACCGAUAACUGCUGCUGCACCAGCCGCUCUACCCAGUUCCAUAACAAUAACACCUAUCACAUCUUCACAAGUAAAAUCACUCGAUGAUCGCAUUAGAUCUGAUAAAAAAUCUAGUAAAUCAGGUGAAGAACGUAGUAAAGAGAAAAAGAAAAAACGACGUAGGGAUGAUUCUAUGGGCCCACCAGAAAAAAUACCACCUAAACAAGAUCCCUUAACGAAACCUGUAUCCGUAAGUAUAAAACCAACUGACGGAUCUCCAAUGCGCCCAACAUCCCCAAACUCCAUUUUACGAAAAUUUAGUCCUAGUCCAACUCACGGUAGGUCCGUAUCAAUUACUAAAUCACCGAGUCCUAGUAGUGUCAAAGGUAUAGGCAAGCCGUCAGGUACAUCCAGCCAUCAUAGUAGUCCUAGACAUUCACCAGUACAAAACAGUCCCAAACACCUUCCUGGAUACUCGAGUCCAAAAAACCACAGCAUUUCUUCACCUAAACAUAGUUCAUCGGGUUCCGGAAAGCCGAGUAUGUCAGCACUUAAAUCAGCAGCUAGUGGUUCCCCUUCCGGGAAAUCAGGUACCACAGGAUAUGAUUUAUCAAAAAAGCUUUCAAAAGAGAGUUAUAGUUCAAGUUCAGUAACUUCUAGAGAUAAAGAAAAGAAACAUUCCAGUCUGUCUUUUUCUAGUUCUGAUAGAAGCAGUCCAAAAUUAAAAAACCCGUUGAAAUUGAAACAAUUAGAAAUUACCCCAGUUUCGUGUGACAGUCCCGUGACCGAACCUUUAAUAUCCCCACCUAAUAUUGAAGUCAAUAAAUCUAACGCGCCCAGUCAAGCUCGUAACAGAAAAGGUUCCCUCAGUGCUGUGAUAGAUAAAUUAAAAUCUGCUCAACAUUGUGGCACCGACUCCGAAAUUACCGUAAAAUCCAGUUCGUCAAGUAGUAGUAGUAGCAAAUUUUCUGAUCCAAAAAAUAAUGCUAGUAAUAGCAAUUUAAAAGUAAAUGAAAGUAAAAAUCCUGAAUAUAUGGUUAAACCAAGUCUUGAUGGCAUGAAAAUAACAAUAAAUAAAACGAGAUCAAAAGAGUCGUCUGGUAGCUCAAAGUUAAAUUAUUCUAGUUCCAGUUCUAGUAAACAAUCUUCUCCUCAACUCACUCCACCCAGUCAAGGGUCUCCUAAAACUCAUACUGGCUUAAAACCAGGUGUCAUAAGCGGACCUGCUUCAAAGAAAACACAAGUUAUGCAAUCCUCUAAGUCCACUAGUUUGUCAUCCAGUUCAACUCCUCCAAAAGCAAACAUGAGCCCCUCAGAACAAUCCGGUUCUAGCAAUAGCAGUAAUAACCCAAAAGUGCCUUAUUCCAAGUCCAUUAGCAAUUCUGCUGGUAUAAACUUAUCCAAAACAGGAUCUAAGUCUAGUUCUGGAUCCCCUAAAAGUAGUAGUGCAGAUCUUGCAAAAAUUAUUAGAGAUAGGGAAAGAGAAAAAGCUAGGACUAAACUUAUGAGUAACUCAGAAAAAUCUAUUUUCUCCUCAAAAUCUGAGCGACAUUCAAGUCCUAGUAGCUCAAGAGAUGACGUAGAUGGUGAUCGUUUUAAAAAUACUUCUAAAGAUGCAAACUUUUUGGUUGAAGGUCUAAUCAAGCCACUAGAUACAAGUAAAUUUCAAAUACCAAAAUUAAAAAACCAAAACACUCCCGAUAAAAGCAGUCCGGUUUCUCAAUACGAUAGUCGUUCUAUGGUUAAUGACUUUGCCCGAUCUAUGGACCAAGGUAAAUAUUCAUUUUCUCACUUUGACAAUCCUAAUAGGGGUGUAGACUCUAUACAGAAGUCGGUAUAUCCUUUAAAUGUACCAAAACCUCUAUUGAAUUUGGGUGGAUUAAGUCCAAAAACUAUUCCACCUGGCAAAACUGACCAAUCGGAAUAUUCUAAAGCGGUUUCAGAUAGCAUUUCAAAAGGAGGAAGCCCGCAACGAAGUAAAGACGACUCGAAAGAAGGUUACUCGGCGUCGUAUCCGCUGAUGCCUCUAGAUUAUAAAACCGAUAUGGCCAAGGGAUUCCCAGCACCAAAAGGAAGUUCAGAAGAUAGAAAAGGUGCUGAUUCUUGCAUGAAACCUCCCGCGAGUGGAUCUGUUGCGAGGAGUGGAGCUACAACUCCUCAAGAAGCAGCUGAAAUGUUAUUAGAUUUUUCCUCUUCUUCAGGAAGUAAAGUUUCGGGAAUGGUUGCUGUUAGACCUGUAUAUCCUGCAUCUCCAGCCCUUUUGCAGUUGGCCAAAAGCCCUGCACCAUCUCCUUUAGUAGCACCCUCUCCUCAUUCUAAUUCACCAUGUAUUACAGACGAUGAAUUAAUGGAUGAAGCUCUCGUAGGUCCUGGCAAAUGAAAAGACAUCCUAUUUAAAAGACUCAAUGAAUUAAUAAAUAGCUCCUGUAUAUAUGCUUAACAUAGGAUUCUAAUAUAUAUUACUUUAAAGCAAUUAUAAUAAGUGAAUCUCUUAAUUCGAAACAAUGUGUUUACUUACACCAUUGUUGAAGAAUGAUAAACAUUAACUAACAUUCAUGAUCAAUCAAUGACGAAAAUAACUAUGAAAAACAAAUUGUAUCAGCGUCUGCUUAUUAUUUCGUCAAGGACAUAAAUACUUAGGUACGAUAAUGAUAUAUAUAAUGUCUGUGUUACCACUAACAACUUUUGGAAUAAUUAUUUAUUGGACUAAUAAGGAGGUUUUAAAUUUAUUGAAUUAAAAAAAAUGUGAAUCAUUUUAGAUAUAUUAUUUUUUCAUUCUAAUUAUAAAUAUAUCUCACUGUUUUAAUUUAUUUUAUCACUUCAAGUAGCUUAAUUUUUUUUAUUAUUGAAUAAUGAUAACUUUAUUAUUAAUUUUAGUUGCUUAAAUAAUAUAUUACCACUUUUUAGAAUGUCAAAAUAGUAUUUAACUGUUACUUUAAAAAUAAUGUUAUCAUUGUUUGAAUGGAACUUUGUAGACUAGUAACAUUCGUUAAUGAACUGGAAAUUAAAAGAAGCAUUUUUCACAAAAUAUUGACGUCAUGCUUCUAUAAUUGUAAAUGAGAUAGCACUACAUACCGUGUUCCUUACUUCAAAACCUCUGUUUAUUUGUAUUAUACGCAGGACGUAUUGAACAUUAACCAAACAUCAAUAACGAUGAUUAAUAGUUAUAAAUAACAUCAAGUUUUAUAAUUGUGCUUAGAAAUACGUAAUAUUUAAUUUUCGUAAGUUUUAAGUAAUAUGUAUAUUAAGUCUUCAUCUUGAUAACUAUUUUUUUUAUUUUCAUUAAACACAUUAUUUUACUGGAAAAUAAGACCUCUAUAAUAUUAUAGGUGUCAUACUUUUAAGAGAAAAAUAUGACCAAUUGCCAUGUAUUAAUAUAAUAGAAAUUAUAUCAAUAGUUGUUAAAUAUGUUUUGUGUUCUUGUAAUUUAAAAUAAAUAUCAAGCGAAGUACUGUUAAAAUUAUUUUAUAAGCUUGUAAAUAAAUUAUAUUUCUAGUAACAAUUUCAAAAUCAAUAAACCGAUAAAGCAUUUAUAUGCUAAUAGUUAACGGGAAAGCAUUAAACGUGAAGGAAAAAAAAGA